CCCAAGCCAACAGGUCCAUUACAGUGGAGGAGAGAGAGGGGGAAAGUGUGUGUGUGUGAGAGAGAGAGAGGGGCGGGGCUUUGGCUGCAGGCGUACUGCGGCAGCAACACGAGUGGCGUGACGUGAGAGAGGAGACACAAACACACACAAACGCACAUGCUCCCAGUGCACCGGGACAGCCAAAAGUAGACCGGGUCUGAGCCAGAAUACACACUGCGCAGAAUACAGAUGGGGAACUAACUGACUUCUGCUUUAUAUCUUUUCCCCUGCUUUUUUAAGGUAGUGCCCACCAAUCAGAGUGCAGCUAUGAGGAUGCAACAGUGAUCCAGGAAAAAACACACCAUUGUUAGAGGGACGUUAGAGAAGUGGGACCUACCUCCUGCCAGCUCUGCGUAUCCCGCCAAGACACGUCCCAAGGAGCACUGCGUCCAUUGAGAGAUCAACGAUGAGUGGAGGAGUCAACGUGAAGUCUGCUCCCCGGGCUUCAUCCUCAGGGAUCCCUCUUCCUCACAGCCUUCUGCCCUCCUCUCCCAAAGCAGACCCCCGUCAGCGCACCUCUAACCAGCACAGGACAUCCUCACAAAGUCCUAAAGUCACCCCCUCUCACACUCCACUCCACUCACCCUCACCAUGCCAGCGCAGCUCAGGCAUCCCUGCUUUCUUUGCCAGGGACCACAACCUAAAAAGCCAGCUCUUUCAGCGGACCGGGGCUCUUCCAGUUCCACAAGCAUCUCGGUCGGCCUACAGCAGUCCCAUCACCCAGCGCAGGAUAACCCCACCGCACUCUAAAGACACUCUAGACCUGGGGAGACCAUCCUACACUCAGACUGAACAAAAUGGGAACAGGAACACCUACAUUAAUAAAAACCAAACUUUGGGCACCUCUAACCAACCCUCGCAGCUACACUUUAGACGUGGGCUGAACUCUAACAUAUUGUCUAGUGAAGGCGCGUCCACAAGGGACAGAGAGAGUAACCUCCGAACUGAUCAAAGUCAAAUAAAGCCCUGUUAUGAUUCUGCCUUAAAAGACCGCACCGAUUCUUUGAGCCAAUCAGACGAGGAGAUGAGGACUCCUGAGGAUGGUAGUCCCACCUCUUCUCCUGCUCCCCUGCCACCGCCACAAAUGGAUUUCAACAUGAAGUCUUUGCCAUCUAUAUCAGUCAAUCAGCAGGACCAAUACCAGCAAAAAGAGGAGAUAUUCAUAGACACCAAAGUCAACAUGGCCACUGUAGCUCCGUUUAGUUUCAGAGUACAGAUUCAAGAAAGUGACCUCUCGAUGAUCGACGAGCUGAGUGACUGCUCUUCUGGAUCUAUUGAAAUCUGUUGUGAUGACAUAACUCCAGGAGGGAUGCUGGAGGCUAAUGUGGCUAACAUUAGCAUGACGGCUAAGCCUAGAGAUCUGGACCUCAGGUCUCCUGCUGUCCCCAGCACAGACUAUUCAUCGCAGGCCAUGGCCUCCAGGAAAACUAUGGCCAAGCCUUCUGCUCUGCCACAGGGACAAUCACGGACCAGUGGGUCAGAGCUCAAGGUCUACAGACCCACCUCUGGAUCUAUACCCAUUCCAGUCCCAAAUUCAUCGGGACUAAGGAAACAACGCUCUCUAAAUAACUUGUGUGUAUUAACUGAUGCUGAAAAGAAAUUGCACUUGUACCAGUCUCCUCGCUGGAAUGAUGACUCGACCCGGGCUGGACCUGGGGCUAAAGGAGCAGAGUCUAAAGCAGGACAGUCAGCAGGGAGGCCGCCCCUGUCCCGAACACUCUCAAAGUCGGAACAGUCUCUGUUUCAGGGUAAACCCAAACCGUUUGUAUCUCCAGCUGUUACGUCUAAUAUUGGGAAGCCCAGCAGGAUCCCUGGACCUGGUAAACCACGAGGGCCUUAUGCGGAGGUCAAACCAAUCAGUAAGUCCUCAGACCAUAGUCCCAUUGCAGACACAGACUCUGACCUGCCCACCAAACCAAACAGUAACGGAGCUGGAGGCUCCGUGAAGGGCCAAAAACCAGGAGACAAGACCAGAAGUGCUUCUUUGUCAGUGGAGGAUAAGAAAGACAAAAAAGGGGUUGAAGGAGAAGGGGAUAAGGGCUUUUUAAAGGUGGACCCAGAGCUAGUUGUGACAGUUCUGGGAGAUCUGGAGCAGCUACUCUUCAGCCAAAUGCUAGCUGUCUACAGAACACAUUUUGAGCUCCGACCACAAAACCUUUUCAGAGAACUUACCAGCACUGCAGGAAAUAACAACGGCACCAGGGCUUUGUACUCACACGCAAACAUUCACUCACAUCCUCUUCUCUGGCAAUCUCACUAUCCAUUUAAAAGAUACGCUCCUCCUGUUAUGAUGAGUGGACAGGCAGGUGCGGUCAAAAGGCCUUAUACUUGCUGAGCGAAGGAUUUACAGCCGCCGUCCUUUUGUCCAGAGCCGG
Molecule: messenger RNA, 2414 nt
Organism: Periophthalmus magnuspinnatus
Lineage: Eukaryota; Metazoa; Chordata; Actinopteri; Gobiiformes; Gobiidae
Exons: 6
Coding region: 446-2374 (642 amino acids)
Source: RefSeq, a predicted model, not a curated record